AAAUCACAUAGCAACCUAUAUAAAUCACACAGCAACCUAUAUAAAUCACAUAGCAACCUAUAUAAAUCACAUAGCAACCUAUAUAAAUCACAUAGCAACCUAUAUAAAUUACACAGUUUACAUAGCAACCUAUAUAAAUUACAUCGCAACCUAUAUAAAUCACAUAGCAACCUACGCAAAUUACACAGCAACCUAUAUAAAUCACAUAUCAACCUAUAUAAAUUACAUAGCAACUUGUAUACAUAUUAC
This is a messenger RNA of Lottia gigantea (owl limpet), 249 nucleotides long. RefSeq lists its product as hypothetical. Lineage: Eukaryota; Metazoa; Mollusca; Gastropoda; Lottiidae. The record is from RefSeq and is a predicted model, not a curated record. The transcript has a single exon. The annotation marks the transcript as partial.